GCACACUGGGGCUUUGUCCAGCCCCCCGCCGCGACCCGGGGGGGCCACAUGACCGAGGGGGUAGGAGGAGCCUGCGGCGGAGGUGGCUGCAGCGGCGGCUUCACAGUCAUUUCUCUCCCUGGCGGGGGCUCGGCGAGCAGCUGCCGAGCGGAGCUAGGCGGAGCAGGGCGCGCCAGGCCCCCUGUUUCCCGCCGGACUGCAGCCGGGUCUGGGCCAGCAGGGCAGCUGUGACCUGAACGCUCUCCCAGCGUCGACGAGCUGGGUGUGCGACUGCACUGCCACCCCCGGGAUCAUGGGGAAUGGCAUGACCAAGGUACUUCCUGGACUCUACCUCGGAAACUUCAUUGAUGCCAAAGACCUGGACCAGCUGGGCAGGAAUAAGAUCACACACAUCAUUUCUAUCCAUGAGUCCCCCCAGCCUCUGCUGCAGGACAUAACCUACCUUCGCAUCCCAGUGGCUGACACCCCUGAAGUGCCCAUCAAAAAGCACUUCAAAGAAUGUAUCAACUUCAUCCACUGUUGCCGCCUCAAUGGGGGGAACUGCCUUGUACACUGGUGAGUUAAGAGGGAAGUUGGGGGAGAGGAAGUGACUGUCCUUCAUCCCAAACACACUCAUCCUACAGGAAUGAGGUACCAGUGACAUCUCCAGGCUAUCAUAAUGCCUUACAGUCCACUAUCCAUCUGACAGAAGCCCACUGGGGAUUUAAAAAGAGUCCUGGACUCCUUAUACCAAAAUGGCCUUGAGCACAUAGCUAUUUCUCUUUGAGACUCAAUUUUCCAAUCUGCAAAAUUGGGGAAGGAUCUAAUAGAUGGUACAGGCAGGUUCAUGCAGGUAGGCCAGCACCCUUCAAUAGUUCUGGCUCCCACCCCACCACCCUACUCCCUCCUGGCCAUUGUGAUAGUGCAGAGAACAUCAGGCUGAGAGACAGGAUCCUUAAUCUUUCCAGUGGCUCUAACUCAUUAAUACCAUUAAUUCCAUAGCUUCUCUUUCUGCUAGGUUCAGGAUGGCUCUAUUGAGUCCCUGCCAUAAAAAAUGGCCCCUCCCACUGUCUUUCCAUCCUUCGGGGCCUGGGGUAUCUCACCAUUCUUCAAUCAACCAGGCUUCCAACCACAGAGUCUUUGUAUACUGUCAAAAACAUUCUUUAAAAUUUUCUAUCUUUACUUAUUUAUUGGAUAGAGACAACCAGUGAUAGAGAGGGAAGGGAGUGGUAGAGAAGGGAGAGAGACAGACACCUGCAACACUGCUUCACCACUUGAAGAGCUUUUCCUUUGCAGGUGGGGACUAGGGGCUUGAACCUGGGUCUUUGUGCAUUGCAACAUGUGUGCCCAAUGAGGUGCACCACCACCCACCCCCUCACCUUUUUUUAAAAUUUAAUUUAAUUUAAUUAAUUUUUAAAAAAUAUCUUUAUUGGGGGGAUUAAUGUUUACAGUCAACAGUAAAUAUAAUAGUUUGUACAUGCAUAACAUUUCUGUUUUCCACAUAACAAUACAACCCCCCAGGUCCUCUAUCAUCCUUUUCCGG
Molecule: messenger RNA, 1522 nt
Organism: Erinaceus europaeus (western European hedgehog)
Lineage: Eukaryota; Metazoa; Chordata; Mammalia; Eulipotyphla; Erinaceidae
Product: dual specificity protein phosphatase 15
Exons: 5
Coding region: 293-559 (88 amino acids)
Biological process (GO): protein dephosphorylation; transforming growth factor beta receptor signaling pathway; regulation of cell population proliferation
Cellular component (GO): cytosol
Molecular function (GO): protein tyrosine/serine/threonine phosphatase activity
Source: RefSeq, a predicted model, not a curated record